Messenger RNA from Porites evermanni, 1713 nucleotides. The record is from the annotation of a GenBank genome assembly. Lineage: Eukaryota; Metazoa; Cnidaria; Anthozoa; Scleractinia; Poritidae.
GAAGCUGCCAUUUGUUAUUCAUGUAUCGCAACACUUCAUGAAGGUCACCCCAAGAUACUUCUAGAUGAAGCUGCAAAUGAACGCAAGUUACAUGUUAAGGCUGCCAUUGAAUCUAAGAGACAAAUUACUCUCCAGAAGAGGGAAAACAUUGCCAGAAUUCAGGGUAACUGUGUGAAGAUUCUAGGUCAGAUCGAUAGCGUUAAGAAAGAUGCACAAAAGUUUGUUGACAGUAUGAUCGCUGCCCUGGAGGCGACAAAACAGGAAAUAUUUUAUGACGUAGAAAAGAAAGCAAACGAAACUCUCCAGCUUUUGGUAACUAAACAGCGCGAGAUGGAAAGUCAAGUAGCAGAGAUUGAGACAGCAAUAGAGAAGGCUGAACAAAUUUUGAAACGAAGAACAAAUGCGGAGAUUACAAGACUAGACACCAAUACAAUCUUUCAAGGAGAAUGCAAUGAUGGAGAUCAAGUCGAAUGUGACUUUGAAAAUCUUCGCCAUUUUGUUUUCAUUCAAAAUGAAAUGUUGAUGGACAAAGUGAACUCUGGAGGAAUUGGAACAUUCAGAAGUUUUUUAAACAAGACUGUCGCACAACAAUCAAGUACCGACGGUAAAGGAAUCAAGGAGGCAACUGUUGGACUUAAAGCACACAUUGUUGUGACAACAAGAACUGCCGAUGGAGUUCAGUGCUUUGAAGAGCGUGACUUUGUAAAAGUGGAAAUCUCAGAUCGUCAAGGACGUGACUGUGCCACGGAAGUACUAGUGGAAGAUAACACAGAUGGUACUUAUAAGAUCAGCUACUUUGCCAAAGAAACAGGAACAUGUGAGGCAUCAGUGAAGGUAAAUGGAGAACACGUUCGUGGAAGCCCUUUUAAAGUUCAAGUUAAAGCCAGACAGUUCAAGCCUGUGUUGAGUUUUGGCCAAGAGGGAUCGUCGUUUGAGCCCUGGGGAGUCGCAGUGAAUGAACAAGAUGAAAUAGCAGUGACUGAUAGGGGAAACCACAGAGUGCAGAUAUUUGACAGUGACGGGACAUUCUUAAGAUCUUUUGGCCGCAAGGGUGACAAGGAGGGAGAAUUAAAUGAACCUUGUGGGAUUGCUUUUCAUGAUGGUAACAUUGUAGUCAGUGAUCGUAAUAACCAUAGAGUUCAGGUCUUCAGCGCGCAGGGUGAAUUUCUUUUCCAGUUUGGGGGCGAAGGAAAUCUUGAUCACCAGCUUAACCUUCCUCUUGGUUUGUCAGUAGACAGUGAAGGCAAUUUUAUUGUUGCUGAUCCCCGUAACAAAUCUAUUAAGGUAUUUUCUGCAAGAGGCCAUUUCCUGCACAAAAUUGGCACAGCAGGCUUUUUGAACUUUCCUUUUAAUUGCAUUCAGCACGUCGACAACCAUCUUGCUAUUGUAGUGUCAGACACUCAUGAACAUUGUCUUAAAGUGUUUAACAAAGAAAGAGUGUUUCUGGUUAAAUUUGGUAAUAGAGGGUAUGGGAAUGGGGAGUUCAAUGGUCCCCGUUGCUUAUCGGUAAACAAGGCAGGACAUCUAAUGGUCUGUGAUACAUGUAACCACAGAGUUCAGGUAUUUGAAAUGAGUGGAAAGUUUGUAACUAAAUUUGGAUGUUAUGGUAGCAAAAAAGGAGAGUUUGAUUUGCCAGUUUCUACGGCAGUCCUUAGCGAUGGUAAAAUAGUAGUAUCUGACUUCCGUAAUAACCGGGUCCAGGUGUUUGAAUAA